AUGCCAGAGUUCUUACCUCCCUCCAUUGCACAUCAGCCUGAGGAUAAAGACCAAGAUUAUGAAAGCAUCUGGAAAGUGACACACAUGUUUUGUGAGAACAUAUAUAGAGCAUUCAAACUCUCAGAUGAUGUCUUUGAUGUGAGAGAGGAUAGGGUGAUGGAGGAUGUGAACUUGGAGCAAGAUGACAAAGAUUCAGGUGAUGAGAUUGAAGGGGAGGAGAAGGAAAACCUUGGUAAAGAAGCAGAAGUGGAAUUGGAUGAUAUCUGUGACAAUGAUGACAAAAAAAUUGCUUUAGAACUAGAUCCGGGGUUUUCUGCAUUGUAA
This is a messenger RNA of Guyanagaster necrorhizus, 324 nucleotides long. RefSeq lists its product as uncharacterized. The coding region runs from base 1 to 324 and encodes 107 amino acids. Lineage: Eukaryota; Fungi; Basidiomycota; Agaricomycetes; Agaricales; Physalacriaceae. The record is from RefSeq and is a predicted model, not a curated record. The transcript has 3 exons.